GCGAACGUCUGUGUAACUUGGAGGAGGGCAGCCCGGGCAGCGGCACCUACACCCGCCACGGCUACAUCUUUUCGUCGCUUGCCGGCUGUCUGAUGAAGAGCAGCGAGAAUGGCGCGGUAAAGGAAGCGGCAUGCCAUCUCCCCUCUGUUUUUCCCUUAGGCUGCCCUUGAGUUCCAGUCCUUAGGCAUGGGCACUGCGGACGCGUCUUUAGUGCCUCAGUGGUACAAUGUUGGUCUCUUAGUUUCUUCUAGCCGUAUCGCCGCUGUGGUGCACUUAGCCACCACACACUAGUUGUGUUGAUCUCGCUUGGUUGUGCUGCUGACCCUCGGGGAGGGAAGUUGGGACAAAAGCAGAUGCGAACUCAGUAUCCCAUCCCAGCCCAGCUCAGCCCAGCACUUCCAGUGGUGUCUGUAGUGAGAGAAACAGAGUCCCAGUUACUGCCAGAUGUGGGAGCUAUUGUAACCUGUAAGGUCUCUAGCAUCAAUUCACGCUUUGCCAAAGUACACAUCCUGUAUGUGGGGUCCAUGCCUCUUAAGAACUCUUUUCGAGGAACUAUCCGCAAGGAAGAUGUCCGAGCAACUGAAAAAGACAAGGUUGAAAUUUAUAAGAGUUUCCGCCCAGGUGACAUUGUCUUGGCCAAAGUGAUCUCCUUAGGUGAUGCACAGUCCAACUACCUGCUAACCACCGCCGAGAACGAGCUGGGAGUGGUGGUAGCCCACAGUGAGUCAGGUAUCCAGAUGGUUCCCAUCAGCUGGUGUGAGAUGCAGUGCCCUAAGACCCACACUAAAGAAUUCCGGAAAGUAGCCCGAGUACAACCCGAAUUCUUGCAGACCUAAGAAGCCACUUUUUACCCUAUGGAAGGGGGUAAGCUGUUCCUGAGUAUAACACCAAGAUGCUGCUGUCUUUAUUCAAACACCUGGCGUCGGCCAACAGCCACUUCCAGAAAAAUCUUCCAGUUUACGCUGUAGAUGGAACAUGUUUCUGUGAACCUAUCAGUGGAUUUCAUUCUCUUGAGUAAUAAAUCUUAUCUUUUCAAGGCACCAACAAACAAAACUGUGAUAUUGGAAAUAGCCUAUCCCUCCUGACAGUCCUUAUAAAUACAUAUUUUUUGCUAUGAUAAAACUUUUUUACUAAAAGGAUGUUAUAGAGUCUGUUGUCUUAAGCAGAGAAAGACAUCUAAAUGGUGUCAGGACAUUUCAGUACUUCUGCUUAUUGAGUACUUACUGUGCUAGGCACUGAGUCAGGUGCUUUACAUACGUCCCCUUCAUUUAGGUACAUUGUGAUUUAAUGAAAAUUUGAGGACACGUGGUGAUACAGAUAGCAUGUGAGGCAGGCAUGGUGGCUCAUGUUUGUAAAUCCCAGCACUUUGGGA
Homo sapiens (human) is the source of this 1372-nucleotide messenger RNA. It is a transcript of the gene EXOSC1, whose product is annotated as exosome component 1. Lineage: Eukaryota; Metazoa; Chordata; Mammalia; Primates; Hominidae. Gene Ontology annotation, biological process: RNA processing. The coding region runs from base 354 to 836 and encodes 160 amino acids. The record is from RefSeq and is a predicted model, not a curated record. Gene Ontology annotation, cellular component: nucleolus; nucleus; exosome (RNase complex). Gene Ontology annotation, molecular function: nucleic acid binding; RNA binding. The transcript has 7 exons.